Rattus rattus (black rat) is the source of this 955-nucleotide messenger RNA. Its product is annotated as muscleblind-like protein 3. The record is from RefSeq and is a predicted model, not a curated record. Gene Ontology annotation, molecular function: metal ion binding. Lineage: Eukaryota; Metazoa; Chordata; Mammalia; Rodentia; Muridae.
ACUCAUGAGAACUGCCAGUACCUCCACCCUCCACCCCACUUAAAGUCGCAGCUAGAAAUUAAUGGGAGAAACAAUCUGAUUCAACAGAAGACUGCCGCAGCCAUGUUCGCCCAGCAGAUGCAGCUUUUGCUCCAGAAUGCUCAGAUGUCAUCUCUUGUAUCUUUUCCUAUGAAUCCAUCACUUGCAGCUAAUCCUACCAUGGCUUUCCCCUACAUACCUCAUCCUGGGAUGGGCCUGGUUCCUGCUGAUCCUUUUCCAAAUGGUCCGGUACUGAUUUCUGGAAACCCGCCUCUUGCACUGUCAGGAGUUCCUGGUCCAAAACCACCUCGUACGGAUAGACUGGAGGUUUGCCGUGAAUUUCAGCAUGGAAACUGUACCCAUGGGGAGAGCGAGUGCCGCUGUGCUCACCCCACGGAUGUUUCCAUGAUUGAAGUCACUGAUAAUACUGUGACAAUCUGCAUGGAUUACAUUAAAGGCCAAUGCUCCCGGGAGAAAUGCAAGUACUUUCACCCACCUCCCCCCUUGCAGGCCAAACUCAGGGCAGCUCAUCACCAGAUGAACCAUUCGGCUGCCAAUGCAAUGGCCCUGCCGCCUGGUGCACUUCGGCUGAUACCAAAGAGGUCAGCCCUUGACAAGGUCAAUGGUGCCACUCCAGUCUUUAACCCCAGUGUUUUCCACUGCCAACAGGCUCUGGCUAACAUGCAGAUUCCACAACUGGCUUUUAUCCCGACAGUACCCAUGAUGCACCGUGCUACACUUUCCACCAUGUCUGUAGCAACACCACCUGCCAGCAACGUUCCCUACGUUCCAACAACUACAGGCAAUCAGUUGAAAUAUUGAGCAGCAGAGUUACAGAGUAUCAGAAUCUCUCAACAAGAAACUCCAUGUGGCCUUUCUACAUAUGUUCUCGUAUGUCCAACACAACAAUAAGCAUGGUGCAGUCAAUAUAUUAAAG